This is a messenger RNA of Durusdinium trenchii, 1083 nucleotides long. NCBI's taxonomy places the organism in Eukaryota, Dinophyceae, Suessiales, Symbiodiniaceae. The record is from the annotation of a GenBank genome assembly.
AGAUUGGCUCAGACGUGUAGUGUAGCAUUUCCAAAGGGAACAAGUCCCAUGGCAGCAGAAGAUUGGAAGGAUAGCAACAUUGGUGCAAUUGGCACUGAUGAAGAUAAGGCUUUGAGGAAAAUGGCGGCGACGAAGGAGCCUGCAUGGGCUGGUGCCGGAUCUAAGCCUGGACUUCUUGUGUGGCGAGUUGAGCACUUCCAUGUGGUACCUGUAGACCCUGGGAGCUACGGAAAGUUUCACAAAGGUGACUCCUACAUUGUGCUCCAGACGGUGGAGACCGAUAGCGGCAAAUUGGUCCACACCAUCUACUUUUACAUAGGGACGGAAAGCUCGAUCGACGAGAAGGGAACUGCUGCAUACAAGACAGUUGAGCUUGAUGAUCUUCUUGACGGGGAGCCCAAGCAGGUGCGUGAGGAGAUGGGCAAAGAAUCGCCCGACUUUGUGGGACUCUUCAAGGAGCUUGAGUUCCUGGACGGAGGUGUUGACAGCGGCUUCAAGCAUGUGGUGCCCGAGGGCCAUGACACGAAGCUAUACCAGAUCCGGAGAGUCAAGGGCAAAACCACAGUCCUGCAGGUGCCAGCCAGAAAAGAAAUGCUCAACGACGGAGAUAGCUUCGUUCUCGAUGCUCCAGAGAAGAUCUACGUCCUGGAUGGUCCCAAGGCCUCUCCCUUCGAGAAGCGCCAAGCCAACGAGACUGCUGAACAUAUUGAGACAUCCAGGCAUGGCAAAGUGCAAGCCACCCAUGACAUUGACGAUGCUUUCUGGGCAUUGUUGCCAUAGAAGACCUGGGCUUGCAUUUCUGAGUCCCUGGCCCUAACGCUCAGAUCGAUUCAGAAAAAAGAGGACGAGACCCGGGAAAGUGAGAUCGUACUUACAGACCUGAGAGUGAAUGCAAGUGCUGCAAGUGAGCAAGUUUGAAAGGAAGAGUUGAGAACCCAGAUGAGGAACCUAAGACUAGCGAUGGCCUCCAACCUAAUAGCAAUGGCCUCCAAGUUAAUAGCGAUGAGGUAAUUCAAUGCAAUUUAGUAAUUUAGCAUCCUCCACUUCAGACACCAUCAACCCGGAAAAAAAGUCCAAUGGCAG